This is a messenger RNA of Zophobas morio, 976 nucleotides long. RefSeq names its product microfibril-associated glycoprotein 4-like. Bases 19 to 897 code for a protein of 292 amino acids. NCBI's taxonomy places the organism in Eukaryota, Metazoa, Arthropoda, Insecta, Coleoptera, Tenebrionidae. The record is from RefSeq and is a predicted model, not a curated record. The transcript is spliced from 3 exons.
GUUAGCGAAUCAGUAAACAUGUCUAAAACACACUUAAUUUUGCUGUCGGCUGUCGUACUCAUAAUCAAGUCAUCACACGAAAAUGCCCUUGGACAAUUUGUAGUAGUCUCUACGCCUCCUUCGCCCUCCCUUGAUAACCCCACUGCAAAAGUAGAUAGCCUUCAACAACAUUUACACUUAAAAACAACACCCGAUAAAUCAAACCCUGGAACUCCUCCGAAAAACUGCAAAGAAGUACUAGAAAAGGGCCACAACGCUUCCAAUUUUUACUACAUUAAACCCUCGCUUCAGCCCUUCUUGGUUUUGUGCGACAUGAAAACGAGAGGGGGUGGAUGGACUUACGUUCUCAAUCGAUUUAAUGGCUCCCAAAAUUUUACUUUAGGUUGGGCUGACUACAAACGAGGUUUUGGCAAUAUAGGUGGAGAGUUCUGGUUAGGCCUAGACAACCUAUACCAUUUAACAGGUCACCAAGUUCAUGAAAUGCUCGUCGAACUGGAAGAUUGGGAGUCGAAGAAGGUCUACGCUUUGUACAAUUCUUUUAGUAUUGGGGGUGAAGAGGAGGGUUAUGCGUUGAAGCUUUUGGAGGGAUAUCAGGGUGACGCUGGAGAUUCUUUUAUCUAUCAUGCUGGGUCCAAGUUUAGUACGUUUGAUAAAGAUCAAGACGUUUGUGGGUGUAACUGCGCCCUCGAUAAGAGUGCGGGAUGGUGGUACCGAAGUUGUACCCAGAUGCUACUCACUGAUGGUAAAUAUUUUAAGAGAGGUGAAAAGACGAACAGUGACGGAAUUUAUUGGUUGGACUUUUGGGGAUUCACUUACAGUCUUAAGCAAGCGAGAAUGAUGAUAAGGCCACGAAAUAACGAGAAACCGAUUGUGUUACCUCAAGAGAACAUUCAUUAAGAGAAGAUUAAAAUACUGAAGAAAAAAUUAUAAAGGAUAAUUGUAUGUGUUGAUGAAAUAAAUAAUUUGUAGUAGAAAA